CAAAUGUAGACGAAAUAAUUGAAAUGGGCAAUGAAGAGUACGUACCUGAUAAAGAAAAACAUGACGAAGAGGAGAUAUUUGAAAUGGGUCAUGAAGAGUAUUCGUCCAGUGAAGAAUCUUCAGAUGCAGGUGAGAGGCCCAAACCGGACAAUGUAAACGGUUCUCCUCUGACAGAUGAGCCAAAGUUUGAAACUGAUCAGGAAGAGUGUGUACCAGCAAAAGGUGUAUCGGAAGUUGUCACGAUGAAGGCUCUGUUUGACUUUGAAGCUAUGUUUGAGAAUGAAAUCAGCUUCCGACAAGGAGACAAGUUAGAUGUUGACAAGAACUUACUAGACCAAGCUUCGUUUUGGUUUAAUGCCCUCCACCAGACUUCAGGGAAGAAAGGAUAUAUUCCAAGAAGUUAUGUGGCGAAAGAUGACGGCCCUUUACAAAUUCAUGAAGACAAAGAUGAAAAACUACUUCAUGAUCCCUCCACCUCAACUGGUAGCUAUCUUAUUAGGAGAGCGAAAGACGAUGCAUUGUUCAUAUUAUCUGUCAAAAUAGAGAAGGAAACAAACAGUGAACCAGUGAAACAUUAUAAAAUAAGAUAUUCGGAAAACAAGGGGUACUACAUAAGUGCAAGGCGAUAUUUUGAUACUCUGCCUGACCUUAUCCGUCAUUACAGUUGUGUCUCUAAUGGCUUAUGUUGUAAAUUGGAAAAUCCUUGUUUGGUAAACCCACCAGCGCUACCGAUUUCAUGGUUAAUUGGGCCCAGGUUGUAUGAAGUAACAAAGGAAUCAGUAGAAUUAAUCACGAAAGUUAACAAGGAUGUUUCAAACCCCUUUUUUGGAGAACAUUGCCUAGGUACAUUUGGUAAUGAGUUUGUUGGUGUUAAAACACUGGAUGAUGAAAAAACUCCAGUAAAGGAUUUCCUGACUGAGGCUCUUGUUUUAAAAGACUUGCGACAUGAUAAACUGGUUCGGUUGAUAGCUCUGUGUACACAGUCGCCGCCAUUUUGGAUAAUUACUGACACACUGACAAAAGGGGAUUUGCUUACUUAUUUGCGUCAAGACAUGGGGACGGGUUUGAACUUCGACAGCCUCCUGUAUUUUGCUAGUCAGAUAGCUGAUGCAAUGGACUACUUAUCAGAAAAGAAAAUUGUACACAGGAAUUUGAGAGCAUGCAAUGUUCUCGUUGGCGUUGACAACAAGAUAAAAGUAUCAGGAUUUGAACUAGCUAAAAUAUUGGAUGACGACGACACAUACGCCAGUUCUUCUGUUACAGAAAGUCUUAUCCCAUUGAAAUGGACAGCACCGGAAGCCGUUUUUCAGAAGAAGUACAGCGUCAAGGCUGAUGCAUGGUCAUAUGGAGUAGUGUUAUAUGAAAUCAUUACGUUUGGAAUGGCACCAUAUCAAGGGAUGGCCGAUUCGGAUGUGGUACAUCGUGUCAUCAAAGGUUAUCGAAUGCCUAUACCAAGGAAGUGCCCAAUAAUGUAUCCAGACCAUUACUGUGAGGUGAUGCUCAAAUGCUGGGACGCAAUCUCUGAGCGCAGACCUUCAUUUGCUUUUCUUAAAGACUUUUUCGAACAUUAUAAUGUAUAUACGGAAGAAAUGGAGUUUAAAUUUGAUUAUUAUCGUUGUUCAAAUACACUCAAUAGUUAAUAUGCUAUUUAUUUCCAUAAAGUGAAAUAAGUUAUUGCAGAUAUAAGUGUAUUGCUAACUAGAAUUGACUGUGUUUGCUUGUUUAGUUAUAUAAAACUGGUUGUGUUGUUAACCUAAUUAUUUUUAUUGGAUUACGCUCCAGGACUAAGCUUUGCUUCGCAAGUCAGUGCGAACAUCUCCAUAUAAAUCAGAGGUUAAGAACGAAUGAUUUCAGACACAGCGUAUUUUAUCAGUGUUAACGGAGAACAUACACCUCGCCCGUGGUUCGAUCUAACGACCCCGAGCCUAAUGCUAAGCGUUCUCUGUGUUGACCUAAGU
This is a messenger RNA of Mercenaria mercenaria, 1958 nucleotides long. Its product is annotated as tyrosine-protein kinase SRK2-like. Gene Ontology annotation, cellular component: extrinsic component of cytoplasmic side of plasma membrane. NCBI's taxonomy places the organism in Eukaryota, Metazoa, Mollusca, Bivalvia, Venerida, Veneridae. Gene Ontology annotation, molecular function: ATP binding; signaling receptor binding; non-membrane spanning protein tyrosine kinase activity. The record is from RefSeq and is a predicted model, not a curated record. Bases 24 to 1640 code for a protein of 538 amino acids. Gene Ontology annotation, biological process: protein phosphorylation; innate immune response; cell surface receptor protein tyrosine kinase signaling pathway. The transcript is spliced from 13 exons.